This is a messenger RNA of Bombina bombina (fire-bellied toad), 1680 nucleotides long. RefSeq names its product neuropeptide Y receptor Y2 (gene NPY2R). The transcript has a single exon. The record is from RefSeq and is a predicted model, not a curated record. Gene Ontology annotation, cellular component: membrane. Gene Ontology annotation, biological process: G protein-coupled receptor signaling pathway. The coding region runs from base 1 to 1164 and encodes 387 amino acids. Gene Ontology annotation, molecular function: neuropeptide Y receptor activity. Lineage: Eukaryota; Metazoa; Chordata; Amphibia; Anura; Bombinatoridae.
AUGGGGAUGAUUGCAUCAGACAAAGAUGAAAACAGAACAGAAGAUAUCAAAAGUGAGAUGAACACCUUGCUUUAUAUACCUGGACUUACUACACUGCUUAAUGAUGUUCAAAAGCCAGAAUUAAAUGAUAUUACAAAGUUGGUAGGAGUACAAGUUAUUCUUAUAAUAGCAUACAGUUCCAUCAUUCUUCUGGGAUUUGUUGGAAAUUCUCUUGUCAUCUACGUUGUUAUCAAGUUUAAAACUAUGCGAACAGUUACAAACUAUUUCAUAGUGAAUUUGGCUGUGUCAGAUCUGAUGGUUAACACAUUGUGCCUUCCUUUUACAUUGGUUUACACUCUUCUGGAUGAGUGGAAAUUUGGAACAGUAUUGUGCCACUUGGUUACUUAUGCACAAGGAUUAGCAGUUCAUGUGUCAACUGUUACACUUAUGGUUAUUGCACUAGACAGACAUAGAUGCAUUGUAUAUCAUUUAGAGAGCAAGAUUUCAACAAAAAUUUGCUUUAUUAUUAUAGGCAUUACUUGGGCUUGUAGCGCACUGCUAGCUAGUCCAUUGGCAAUCUUCAAGGAAUAUACUCUGAUUGAAAUUUCUUCCGAUUUUAAAAUCCAAGUAUGUUCAGAAAGAUGGCCUGUUGGACAUCUUAAUUACAGUACCAUUUAUAGUAUUUCAAUGUUAUUAAUUCAGUAUGUUUUGCCUUUAGCCAUUAUUUCUUUUGCUUAUAUCAGGAUAUGGACAAAAUUAAAAAAUCAUGUAAGCCCAGGAGGAGGAAAUGAUCAUUAUCACCAACGACGACGCAAAACUACAAAAAUGCUGGUAGCUGUAGUGGUGGUGUUUGCUGUGAGUUGGCUGCCGUUUCAUGCAUUUCAACUAGCAAGUGACAUUGAUAGCCAAGUUUUGGAUUUGAAUGAAUACAAAUUUAUAUAUACAGUAUUUCAUGUGAUAGCUAUGUGUUCUACCUUUGCCAACCCAAUCCUCUAUGGAUGGAUGAACAACAAUUAUAGAACUGCAUUUCUUACAGCUUUUAAAUGUGAGCAGAGAAUGGACUCAAUACACCCUGAAGUUUCUGUUGCUUUCCAAGCAAAAAAGAAGCAGCUAGAAGUAAAGGAGAUAAAUGGAACAAAUGCCAACUGCCAAGACACUUGUCCACCACAAUCUACCAGUGUAUAAUAACAUUGAGAAACGACAAAUGUUACUUCUUUAAGGCUGUCCAUCAUUAAUCAUGUUCAACAAUGUUAGUAUGGUUGGAGAAUAAACGGCAUCUUAUUAAGAAUAAAUUAUAUAUAGAAUAUACUACAUUUAAUAAUUUAAGAACUGUAAUGAAGAAAGAGAUUUCCCUAAAGAAUCUGUCUGUGGAAUCUGGUUUAUGACUUUACUAGGGCAUGAGAUGGACAUGAGACAUCAGGGAAACGCCAUUAAGGAGAGAAAAUGCAAAGUUUACAUAGCUUUGCACGGAAAACUCAGAAGAAACGGAUUAUAUUUUUAAAGAGCACUUCACAAUAAAACAAUAUGUUUUACAUAUUUCUGCACACGCCUAGUAAGCAGCUGUCAGUGGACAUUAAUAAUAUUUGUAUACUUGUGUAUAUAGAGCAUAUUUGCAUCUGAUAACAAAUGUUUUCUCAUGAAAUUGCAUGUAGUUGGACAGUAAAAUGUAAAACAUAUAUUGUUAUUUUUAUAACAUGAUAU